Messenger RNA from Sceloporus undulatus (fence lizard), 5078 nucleotides. It is a transcript of the gene IFNGR2, whose product is annotated as interferon gamma receptor 2. The transcript is spliced from 7 exons. Gene Ontology annotation, molecular function: protein binding. NCBI's taxonomy places the organism in Eukaryota, Metazoa, Chordata, Lepidosauria, Squamata, Phrynosomatidae. The coding region runs from base 187 to 1164 and encodes 325 amino acids. The record is from RefSeq and is a predicted model, not a curated record.
AAGGAAGAAGGAAGCAGGAGGGGCCCGAGGAGGAGGAGGAAGGCCUGGCUGGCGGCGACUCUGGAGACAAAAUGGCGGCCCUGGCGGCGGCGGCGGCGGAGGAAGAGCAGAGGGCCCCCUCAGCGUCCUCGGCCUCAAGGGAGUCCUGAGAAGGACGGGGAGGGCGGCGGCGGCGGCGGGGUGGCCAUGAUGCGGCCCCUCGGCCUCCCUCUCCUCGCCGCCUUCUUCUUAGUCCUCCUGAGGCCCCUGCCUUCCUGGGCCAUGGAAGAAUCUUCUUUGUUCUUGCCCGCACCACAGAAUUUGACCAUUCAGUCAUAUCAUUUUGAGAAUGUGUUGAAAUGGUCUCCAGUUAAGGGAAUCAAUAGAACAGUAUCCUACCGUGUGGAAUAUCGCUUACAGUCUGAUGAACGUUGGGAAGAAGUGAAGUGCACAGAUAUCACAAAGCCUGAAUGUGAUUUUGAUCAUGGCAAAGAUUUUUAUCGCAUUAUUUUACGUGUUAGGGCUGAACAAGGGGGAUUAAAAUCUAGCUGGAGUCAAGCAGAUCCCUUUCAAGCAAAAAGAGACACAAUGUUGGGACCUCCACGAGCAAUAAAUGUGACCACAGAGGCAAACUCACUUAUUUUGAGGUUUUUGCCUCCUUUUGCUUAUAGAGGAAAUUCCUUUGUUUUUUAUUAUAGAAUAUACUCCUGGGAAGAGUCAGUGGGCAGAAAAGAUUCAAUAACAACUAAAAAUACUGAAAAGAAAUUCAAGGAUCUAAAGGAAAGAACAGUAUAUUGCUUUCAAGUACAGGCAAUAUAUAAAGGCAAUGAAGGACAAAAAAGUGACACUUACUGCAAAAAAACGACAACCACUGAAGCAUCACUACUUUUUUGGAUACUGGGAUUUGGCAUUGCAGUUUUUGCCAUUUUUGCAGUAUUUAUGUGUCUAUGGCUUAUUCGGAAGUUUAAAAGUGCAAUUAAAUCUUUUUGGGAGCCACCUCUGAGAAUACCUUCCCACUAUGAAGAGGACUUACAAAAUGCUCAUGUGGUCACAUUUCAAAACUGUGCAGAAGAAUACUGCGAAACGGUGUCAGUUAUCUCUUGUAUGGAUGAAAGCCAAAUUUUGAGAGACAGCUCAGUUAAUGGAAAUCAAGUAGAUAUAUCAGAAUGGAAAGAACAUAGAUGACAAUGUAUAGAGCAUCUUCAUCUCACACUGAUCAGUGAAUCUUAAAUGUCCACUUGCAGAGUUUUACUACAGAGAAGUUGUUUCAAAGGCCUCAACACACCCUUGUGUUGAAUAGUGAAAUGGAAAGCAACACUAAAUUUGUGUUGGAGGACACAAAUGCCAUGGAUCAACAGAGCUCUAUUUAAAUACUUUUCAAAUGAUCAGAGACUAUCAGGUUUAUGGUUUCAUGGUUCACUGCAGUAGACUGAAACCUGAAAUCAGUUUUGGUAUGCAGUUCAGUAUAACCAGGAAGGUACAAGGAAAAGUGUAUGUCAGUGAUCUCAUGUUGCCUCAUUAGAUGGAGUGUGUGGGCAAGGGUGGGGUGGAGUUCAUGUACAACACAGAGGACAAUUGUAUUGCUCUAGUUUUAAUACAAUGGCACUACCAUUGUAUAUAAUGGCAAUUUCAGGCUCAAAUUAAUGUUUUCAUUUUUACUUUCUGAAGCACUGGAGGAGCACUAUCACCAUGUUUCUCUCCUUCAGAUAUCACUUGAAAGUCUUCUUAUCUUUUAUUGUUGUAUACAGUACAACAAUAGAGUAUAGUGAGCAGAGCCUUUCAUUUGUGCCCCCCACAUUAAAGAAUGGCUAUACUUGCUGCCCUCACUUUCCAGUUUCAUUGACAACUUAAUAUGAUUGUUGGAAAAGAAAUUUACAGUGUGGUUUACAUUUACAUUUUAUUUUGGGUUGUUUUUCUACUGGACUGCAUAUGCUGUUUGUUUUUCAACUUUUUAAAAGAGAACCAACAUGGUUAGUGGUUUUAGUAUUGGACUGUGACUCGAGACCAGGUUUUGAAUCCUCGCUCAACCACAGAAACCCACUGGGUGAGCUUGGGCAAAUCACAUGCUCUCAUCCUCAGAGGAAAGCAACUGAACAAAUCUUGCCAAGAAAAGCCCAUGAUAGGUUUACCUUAUAGUUGCCAUCAAUUUGAAACUACUUGAAAACACACAAGAACAUAGUCUUGUAUAUUGACUUGAAUGCUGCUAUUCAGAGGUGAGGGACUUGCGUUAUAAAAGCAUUAUAAAGUACAUAGUAUAUGCUUUUUAAUUUUGUAUUUGAAAUUAAAGUGCACCCAAGGAAACUAAAGUUUAUUUUUUAAUUCACUUUGCUUCUAGUGCUGUGUAAAAAAUUUUUUUACUUGACAGAGACAAAAACAAUGUAAAUAAUCUCCAUGCAUGUGAAGAGAAGGGUAAAUACAUUCUAGUUUUCUUUAAUGGUCAUGUUCAAACAGCACAAUAAGCCAGAAUUCCUUAGAAUACUGGCUUGCUGGGAGCAACACAAUGUGCUAGACAUGCUGAUCAAACAGCCAUCCUGAAAGUGGCAUCAGCUAAACCAACCACAAAUAUGGCUUGUCAUGAUGUCCAAACCCAUGAUUUUGGCUUGUCUAGGAAGCAGAGCGUUGGGUUCAGACAUUACAAUUAGCAAACCAUAGACUGGGUUCAGAUACCACAGUUAACAAAUUGCAGCAGGAAUGCGUGGGCAGCAUAGAUCAGUGCAUUUCCUGAUUGUUGAUAUGCCAGAGUUCUGACUCACCAUGAUCUGAGCCCGCCUAACAUAUCAAAACAUUUCAUCUUCUUUAUUCCUUGACAGAAAAGAACACUGGCUGGAAGAAUAAUGAAAUACUUAGAAUAUUCUGUGGAAGGUUUAAUACUUUUUUUGUGCCAAAAUUUGAAAGUUUUUUUUCCUUUUUGAGAAAAGUGAUACUGCUGAAAUAAAUUCUUUUCUAUUUGAAGUAGUGUAAGCUGUUGCUGUGUAAUCAAAUUACUAUUGCCUGAAUCUAAUUGCUAUUCCCAAAUAGAGUAGACCCAAUGAAGCAACGGAACAUAUUUUAUUUUAUCAAGUUUAGUUAAUUGAGCUCCUCAAUUUGGGACUUAUUUCUGUCUAGCUAGUAGGUUCCUCAUGUGAAGGAGAUGAUGCCUUACAUAGGGGUAGGCAAUCUGUGUUACUACUGAAUUCACUUAAAUGUAAGACAUCACUAACUUAAAUGGAAGAGUCUAUAUCUAGGUAGUCUCUUGAGAGGAGUUUGGCCUAGUAUUUGUCCUUCACUUUAGUAAAGGCAUCUGUGUCUGUCACUGUAGGCUCCUGCAGCACACAUAAAAAGAGCAGUCCCACUUGUUUCAGUAAUUUUUAUUCAAAACUAAAAAUUGGUACAAGUAACAUGAAACAAGGAAUUGAAACAUUGUAAGUCUUGCAUAAGUAAACAAAAAACAUUGUGAACCAGCUGUGGACUAACUGAAGUUUCUUCCAAAGUGCAUACAGGGAUUUUUUUUUCUUGCACUAACCUCCACUUUUUUAUGGUCUCCAUUUUGGCAAACAGAUUUAUUGUAUAUACUCGACUAUUAAGUUGAUCUCAUGUAUAAGUCAAGGGAAAGUUUUGGGGCCAAAAUUAUGGAUUUUGCUAUGACCUGUGGAUAAAUUGAGGGUAAAAUUUAGGGGCACAUAGCAAAGGAUCUAAAGAUUAAGCAAAGCAAUGUCAAAGAACAUACAAAAUUCCAGCAGACAUCUUACUCUUAAGACUGGAUGGAUGAGAGAGAGCAGGUUGGUGCUUCACAUACUAUACUUUUGCUUUUCACCAGGAGAUGGUUCUUUUAUGUAAGAGCUAAUAUACAGUACUUACAUUGACCCAUGGCUAAGUUUUUUGACCUAAAUUUCUAGACUUACACAUAAGUAUAUACAGUGAGCUUUUUUACACAAACUGAGCAUAUGUGGUAAGGCAGGUGCUUUCCCAUUUUUUCUGUUUCGUUGUUCAGAGGCUUAGAAAUUGUAGAGGAAGCUGCUAUUUACCUUGCCUUUUGUGGACAAGUAUACAUGGUUACAGUAGGAUCAGAUACAGUACAAUAUCAUUCUUUCCCACCUCAAGAUUUAUGUCAUUGUUUACUACAGACACACUGGCAAUCUAAAAAUCUAUGCUGUUCUCGCCUCCCUUCACCACCCUCCUCGUUCUGAUGUUGCUAAAAACCUUCCAGCUAGACAGAGGAUAAGGAAGAAAAGGGGGAUUGGGCAGGCAUGAAAAAGGCUUUGUCACCAGCUUUGUUAACAGGUAUGCGUGCCUCUAUUUGGAAAAAUAAAACAUUAUUUGGAUAGCCAAAGCCAUCCAGUGGUCAUAGCAAAUAGCACAGCAAAUAUCCUCGUCCCCAAAUGGGUUUUAUGUUUGAUGGAAAAGUGAAGAAGUGUAAGGAACACCAAUAUGUUGCUACCCUCCAGUCAUGCUCCCAGUGAUUUAUCUCCGUGGGGAGAAGCUGCUUAUUUAUUUAGCCCCUACUGCUGUUCCCAGUGUAGAAAACCACUAUAGAACCAUGACAAGAUCUGAAGAGCUUUCAGCUCAGCUUUAUUAUUCAUCAGAGAUGUGCAAAAGGCACCCAACAAGCAUACCUCUGUUUCCCUCAGGUUUUUCAGAGAGUAAAACUUAUUUUGGAGCUCAUCAAGGGGCAAAAAUGGCCCUUGGGCCCUGUAAUGACUAGGUCUCUAGUCAUUUCAGAACUCUUCAGACAGUAAAGGGUUAAGACAGGAGAGAGGUAUAUGCAAAUAAAGAGUGAUAUCAUUAUUACGGAAGGUAUAUAUAAGGCCUCUGAGUCCGAAUGACAGUUGGGGACAGUUAGGACAGGAAAGAGACCAGUGCUGUUUAGAGAUGGAUAGUGGCAGUAAUUAGUGAGCCUGGAAGUUAAUUAUUUUUAUAAAAGAAACAUAUCAGAAUAGAACGUAUAGGUUAUUUUAUUAAUUUUUCAACAGCUUAUAUGAAAUGAAUUGUAUUUAUUUAUAAAGAUUGUACCUACAAGAUUUGUAAGACCUUGUAUAAGUUGUAUAUUUCUGAUUUUUAUUUUGUGACUUCUAAUAAAGAUUUUUAUUUUGUGACUUCUAAUAAAGAUUUCCCAAAAAGUA